Molecule: messenger RNA, 546 nt
Organism: Orbicella faveolata
Lineage: Eukaryota; Metazoa; Cnidaria; Anthozoa; Scleractinia; Merulinidae
Product: protein disulfide-isomerase A5-like
Biological process (GO): protein folding
Cellular component (GO): endoplasmic reticulum
Molecular function (GO): protein disulfide isomerase activity
Source: RefSeq, a predicted model, not a curated record
UUGAAUUCAAAUGGAACAGUGAAAUACUUCAAGGAUGGCGCGUUUGCCUUUAAGUACGCCAAGAAAAGGAAAGCUGAAGAUAUGCUCGCUUUCAUGAAGGAUCCCCAGAAGCCCGCCCCGUCUCCACCGCCACCUGACUGGAGUAAAGAGCCUGGUAAGGUGCAUUUCCUUACGAACGAGACGUGGGAUAAAUUCAUAGAAGAACAUUCCUCAGUGCUAGUCAUGCUGUUCAAUCCUCGCUGCGGUUAUUGUAAAUCCAUGAAGCCAGACUACUUCAAAGCCGCAGAGAUCCUGAGUGAGGAACUCCCAUCUGUGGCGUUAGCCGCCAUUGACUGCACUCAAUUCUGGUCCUUCUGUAAACAAAUGGAAAUUGCAGGAUAUCCCACAGGUAAAUUUCGUCGCUUAUUGAUAAUUUAAGCUUGCUUUAGGCUCUUGUAUAAAAUGCGCUACGUUUUCUAUAGUUAACGAUGCAGUUUCCAUGAAGAAUUGUACCGCGUACAGUAAAGAAUAUUUGCGUUCUAAGUAGCUCUGCGAAAUGCAGAAGUG